AUGUCAGCAAUGGAGGCUGCCAUGAUGGAGUCCACCUCAUCCAGCUCCGAAAACAAAGGACCUGCCUCUGCAAGAUCGAGCGAAAUUCGCAAGUCAAUUGUCCACGAAUUGGAGGUCUAUCUCCAACAACCAGUUUUAAAACUUCAGGGCAACGUGAUAGAAUACUGGAGCCGCCGAGAGACCCGAGGGCAAGCCGUCGGGGUUCAUCUUAAGUAUGUCUCCAUGCUCACGGAUGACGGCUGGGAUAAGUUGAAGUGUCUCUUUGCAUGUCCCAGGGUUACUGCGGUUAGUGAGCAAGGCAUAGAUUACUUUUGUGUCCCCCAGGCCGAGUGGCCCAGGCAGUGGGAUUUUGUAAGAAGGGUUCUGGGUUUAGGUUGCCGCAAUAUGGUACUGGUUCUACACCUACGACCGGCCCAGGGCGAUCCGUGUGGCCAUCACCUGCACGGAGAGUUCAGGGACCUUCUGAGGCAGUUUUGUGGGCAUCAAGAGCACAUCCACAUCCACAAUUUCACUGGUGAUGCCCAAGAACUGGAUGCAUGGAUGGUUGCCUUCCAGAAUGUGUACGACGGAGUGUCGGGCCUAGCCCUUUCAUUUAAUCCGGCCCAAGUGGACAUGGUCCGAAGUAUUCCCUCCCCCUGGCUCCUCUUGGAGACUGAUUCCCCGUACUUGCCCAUGUUCCCGGGUGCGUCGGUCAACACCCCCUACUUGUUAGAGGAUGUUGGCCGACUGGUAUCCCAAAUUUGGGGGCAGCAUUUCAGGGCGGUGAUGAAGGUCUCCACAGAGAAUGCCCAGAGACUAUACUCUGGGUUUGCGUGCCUAGUUAUGCCUUGA
Strongylocentrotus purpuratus (purple sea urchin) is the source of this 831-nucleotide messenger RNA. RefSeq lists its product as uncharacterized. The coding region runs from base 1 to 831 and encodes 276 amino acids. The record is from RefSeq and is a predicted model, not a curated record. Lineage: Eukaryota; Metazoa; Echinodermata; Echinoidea; Camarodonta; Strongylocentrotidae. Gene Ontology annotation, molecular function: hydrolase activity, acting on ester bonds. The transcript is spliced from 2 exons.